AUGCCGGGCCCGCGCCGGUCCUUCUUCACCUGCACAGCCGUUGGCGGCGCCGUGUACGUGGCCGGCGGCCACAACGACAAGAAGAACGUCCUGCAGUUGGCGCUCGCCUACGACCCGGACGCCGACGCGUGGGCGCAACUCUCGGACAUGGCGGAGGAGCGCGACAAGCCGCGCGGGCUUUGCGUCGCCGCCGGGGGAGGCGGUAGGUUCCUCGUCGUCGGCGGGUACCCGACGUAG
This is a messenger RNA of Miscanthus lutarioriparius, 237 nucleotides long. NCBI's taxonomy places the organism in Eukaryota, Viridiplantae, Streptophyta, Magnoliopsida, Poales, Poaceae. The record is from the annotation of a GenBank genome assembly.